Molecule: messenger RNA, 828 nt
Organism: Trypanosoma conorhini
Lineage: Eukaryota; Euglenozoa; Kinetoplastea; Trypanosomatida; Trypanosomatidae
Exons: 1
Coding region: 1-828 (275 amino acids)
Source: RefSeq, a predicted model, not a curated record
AUGCUCCGUCUUGCGUGCACGAGACGUCGUCAGGCGGUCGCGCUCUUCACUAUGAAAAGCUUUCGAGCCCGGCAGAAGAUCCUGCUCACUCCACAGAACGUAGCUACUGUCUUCUCGGAGAAGUUGGACCCGCAGGAUCGUUUGCUGCGGCAGUCUAGUGUCGGCGCAGGGGCUAGCCGUAUUUUAGUGCUUGAUAAAAAGCAGCGCGUACGUGGGGUCUACCACCCUCUGAUGUGCCUCCCGUACCCGAUUGAUGGCGCUGCUGUGUUGGGAAUUCCUGUGGAGUCGUACCUGCAGCGCAUCCAGCAAAAACAGAAGUCUGCUGAGGCUUUGGCGGAAGGGUGCACAUUCAUCGUGGUUGUUCAUGCCAAUGGACUUGGUAUUGCUGUCUAUGCGGCAGAUGGAAGUAUCCGUUUCCCCCUAGUGAACGUAAAGCUUCCGGCGCAGCGAGCUACGGGUCUAGGCAUGAUGAAUGAGCGCGACAUGCUUCCUUUUUUGGAAACGACAAGUCUCGUCGAAGAUUUUGCAGAACUCAUGACGGAGACCUAUACGGAACAUGUACACGACUGUAGCACCUUCUUUUUCUUGACAAACGCCAAUACCUCCAUUUCCUUCACUGGUAUGAGGCGGGCGUGGCAAGUGCGGGGCUACGCUGACACCUCUCCUCUGAGCUUUGAUGACAAGCGGUGGGUCUCGCUACCAGACAUGGUUGCCCAACGGGAUCGUGCCACGUCGCUCUACUGCCGCGAUGAUGAAGGCGACAAGGUUGUUAGUAGAAAAGGACUCACCGCGGGGGUGAAGAUAGGAAUCCUGGAGCUCGACACAUGA